AUGAAGAACACACUUGCGGUCUGGUCACUCAUACUCAGCCUCCUCUGCCAUAUCACCACCGCAUUUCCUUCUUUCAAGGGAUCCACACUGAACCCGAGCACUGCCUGGCAGAUCUUACUGUACCAAAACAAGCGAUGCACCGGUCAAACCACCUCGUUCUCUGGAAACACCAGUCUGCCCUGCCACGAUGCUAUUCUCAACGGUGGUGCCCUGGGAUACAUUGUGCAAAUUGCCAACGGCACGAACUGCUCGGUUCAGCUGUUUAGCGACCCCAAGUGCAAGCAGACCAGCAACACCACUCUCACACUCAACUCAACCGCGUCGACCUGCCAAGUUAUGAGAAUCCAGGAGCAGGAUAUGGAAAUCCGGCGAUUUUCUGUCAUUUGUCGAGCGGACAAUCGGACGAGGCUCCAAUCUCAUGACCGUGUAUGA
Molecule: messenger RNA, 432 nt
Organism: Aspergillus saccharolyticus JOP 1030-1
Lineage: Eukaryota; Fungi; Ascomycota; Eurotiomycetes; Eurotiales; Aspergillaceae
Exons: 1
Coding region: 1-432 (143 amino acids)
Source: RefSeq, a predicted model, not a curated record